Molecule: messenger RNA, 2693 nt
Organism: Choloepus didactylus (southern two-toed sloth)
Lineage: Eukaryota; Metazoa; Chordata; Mammalia; Pilosa; Megalonychidae
Gene: HJURP
Product: Holliday junction recognition protein
Exons: 10
Coding region: 53-2212 (719 amino acids)
Biological process (GO): CENP-A containing chromatin assembly
Cellular component (GO): chromosome, centromeric region; nucleus
Molecular function (GO): histone binding
Source: RefSeq, a predicted model, not a curated record
GGGACGCUGGCCUUGGAUCUGCGUUGGAGUCGCGGUGGCACCGGCGCGCACCAUGGAGGCUGAGGCUCGCGAGGAGGCCGUUCUGGUGGCGAAGCUCCGGGACAGCCGCCGCCGCUUCCAGAGGCGCAUGCAGCAGCUCAUAGAGAAGUACAACCGACCCUUCGAGGAUGCCCCGCUGGUGCAGAUGGCCACGCUGACCUACGAGACACCCCAGGGAUUGAGAAUUUGGGGUGGAGGAUGGAUAAAGGAAAUGGACACAGCACAAAUCCAGGAAUCCCUCGUGGAGCCAGUCGAUAGGAUGGAUGGACCCCUGCAAGCUACAGGUAAAGAUUUGCAAAGCAGUGAUGUUGAUGCAACUUUAGACCUGGAAGAUCCGGUGGCUGGGGCCAUAAAGCCUGCAGUGCCCCAGAGCCCUUCAAGAAGUGAAAUAAGAAGGAAAUACCUGGCCCAGGUGGAUGUGCUGCGAGGAGAUGGGAGUUAUCUAGAGUGCACGGAAAACAGAAGUGGGGAGGACACCCAUUUGACCCUGAGCCCUUCCCUGGCCUCGCCUGCUGAGCCUGCCCUAGCAGGAUACCCUGGUUAUGUCUCUGAAAAGGGUCUCAGUCGCCCAGUUGAAUCAGCUUCGUCUCUCAGAGAGCCUGAGCCUUCCCAUCCUUGUUCGGGAGACCUGGCAGUGGUGCCUAGAAACGACAGUCUCUGGUCACCAGGGACCAGUGGCAGCAGCUUCUUGAGCAGCCAGUCCUUGGAGGCUGAGGACCUGUGCGAUGUGACAGUCAGUGACCUGUACACAGGCAUGCUGCACUCCAUGAGCCGGCUGUUGAGUGCAAAGCCGUCGUGCACAAUCUCCACCAAAACUUCCAUCGUCCAGACCUGGAACUCCAGGUGGAGGCACAAGUGGAAGAGCAGAAUGCACAAGACAUAUUGCAGAGGCAGCAGACAGUCUCAGAGGAGCUCUCAGAAGAGAGGUUUGCCCUGUGCUGAGCCUGCAAAGGAGGUAAAAAUACUGAGAGAUGCCGGGAACUUACUAAAUGCUUCUUCCCCUCAGACAGGCGUAGAAGUAGAGAAAGCACUUCUUGAAGUAAACAAACUGCAGAUCCCUAAAUCAGAUCCAAGUUGGAAGGUGCUUAGAGUGAUACCGCAAAAAUACUCUUCAUCGACUUACUUAGACUUUAGCACAAGGCAUCAUGAUGAUCAAGAAAAUAGAUUGAUGACAUUGAAAUGGUUGAUUUCUCCAGUAAAAAUUGUUUCCAAACCAAGCACACACCACGGCCACAGAGGGAAUCGUUAUAGGGAAAUUGAAAUCAAAUUUGAUAAACUUCAUCAGGAAUGUUGCCUAAAUCCUGGGAAACAGCCUUCCCUGCCUUACCUCCCCGGCUCCUGGGCCGUGGACAUGUACGGGGGUGGAUCUGGGGACUCAGAAACCCACAGGCUGAGUAUAACUUUCCCAAAAAGGAUAAAUAAAUCUUUAGAAAACCUGGGGAAAAGAUCUCUUGGAGGGGAUGGGUUCCUACCGAAGAGUAGCUCCAGUUCUCCCCUUUCCAAGACCGAUGCAGCCCAGAGCCCCAGCCACCUUGACCUGACGCCUGACAGUCUGUUUCAAGGCAGCAAUCCUGGAAUAUUCAGACAGUUGCUAUCACCCAGCAAAACUUUUUCAAAUCCAGGGAUACAACGCCUAGGCCACGGAAGGAAUCGUUACGAUGAAAUUAAAGAAAAUUUUGACAAGCUUCAUCAAAAGUACUGUCGGAAAUCACCUCAGCAGACGGAGUCUUCAUUUACUGGGCAGUUUCUAAAUAAAGCAAAUGCAGAAAUUCAGUGUAAAAAAGGCAACUUCUUAGGAAAAUUCAAUCUCGAGCUUUGCCUCCAGGGGCCUCCAAAGUUAUCACCACUGCAUUGGAGCAUAAGAAGUCCAUUGGGCCCAACUCCAGCUGAGGUUCUUCCAUUCACGUGCGUUGCUCCGGCGGGCAGCAGGGACCGCCAGUCGCCUGCAAAGAGACGCAGGUUGUCAGACCCUCUGGUGUGCAGACGGGGGGCCAGUUCCUGGAACCCCUCCGGUGCCGUGGGCGGAGCCAUCCCGAGACCAGGGCAGGAGGAGGGUUGCCCUUCACGGCUGGACUGGGAAGAGAAGAAGGUGCGUUUCUGUUUUAUUUCAGUGGCUGCUGUAGGAAAGAAGAAGCCCUUUUUCAGGAUGGAAAAGAAAAUGAUUUCGUGUUAGAAUAUUUCAAAGCCAAACAUCUAUAAUCAGAGUCAACUGGUUGCCUCCCGGAUGUCAGCGUUUCCUUCCCCCCAGGUCUGUACUCUGGGCCCCCCUUACCUGUGACUCAGCGGGGAUGGCACACACUGCUUGAAACCGAAAAGCUGGCUCGGGCUCAACCACGGGCACAGUGGCCCCGCAGUUCCUCUAGAACUUGCCCUCGUGCCUGCAGCCUCCUCGGAAGACAGCCCAUCCUGCCCUUUCAUCAGGAGAACUUUCAUCCUUGCCCCACUCAGCUGGUGCGGGCCUUGCCACUUCCUCGUGCCCAGCAGACCUGCCCUGAAUUCUCACUGGCCAGGCCAGGAGAAGAUGGAGCACUGAGCACUCAAUUUUCCAUCCUCCCGUGGAGGAAGGUGAGAUAGAAGGAUGUUGGGAUAGGUGUCGUUCAAUUUACAGAAUCUGCCAAUAAAGGACCCUAAACUACUUAGGGUGUGGUCUUUAA